Molecule: messenger RNA, 1416 nt
Organism: Chaetomium fimeti
Lineage: Eukaryota; Fungi; Ascomycota; Sordariomycetes; Sordariales; Chaetomiaceae
Product: carbohydrate esterase family 9 protein
Exons: 4
Coding region: 1-1416 (471 amino acids)
Biological process (GO): N-acetylglucosamine catabolic process
Molecular function (GO): N-acetylglucosamine-6-phosphate deacetylase activity
Source: RefSeq, a predicted model, not a curated record
AUGCCUUCCGCAGUCCGCUCAGCUUCUCCCCGCCUGAAUGGCAUCACCAAGUUGACCAACUGCCGUCUCGUCCGUGGCGAUGACCUGGUUUGGGGUGACGUCUGGGUCAGCUCGGCCACAGGCAAGAUCAUUCGCAGCCAGUCGGCCUUCUACGAUGAGCUCAGCAUGCCCGACGAGGUCGUCGACCUCGGUGGCCGCAUCGUGUCGCCAGGUUUCAUCGAGUGUCAGUUGAACGGAGCUUACGGCUUCAACUUCUCUACCGUCGCCGACGACAUGACGCAGUAUGGCAAACAGCUUCGAGACCUAAACAAAAGGCUGGUCCAGACGGGCGUCACCUCCUACAUUCCCACCGUGACGAGUCAAACAAGCCGUCUCUACAAGAAGGUCCUCCCAUUCCUCGGUCGCUCGGGCUCCUACCGCCGCGCUGACGACGGCGCCGAGUCCCUCGGGGCUCACGUCGAAGGCCCUUUCCUAAACCCAACCAAAAACGGCGUGCACAACACCUCCACCCUGCGCGUUGCCUCGUCCUUCACCGAUCUCGAGGAGAUGUACGGCGCCGCGAACAUCAUCCCAUCCUCCUUCAAGAUCUCCCCUCAGCCCUCCCCCAACUCCACCCCCACCCUCUCCCCCACCGACCCAGCAGCAGCAACACCCCCUUCCUCGGAAAUCCCCAUCAAGAUGAUAACCGUCGCGCCCGAGCUCGGCGCCAUGACCAGCCUCAUCCCGGACCUCACCUCCCGGGGCAUCCUCGUCUCCAUCGGUCACUCGGAAGCGACCUACGAGCAGGCGUCCGCCGCCGUGUCCGCCGGCGCGACCAUGAUCACGCACCUCUUCAACGCGAUGCGGCCGCUGCACCACCGCGACCCGGGCAUCUUUGGCGUGCUCGGCGCCACCGACCCGCAGCCGCAGCCACAGCCACAACCACAACCGCAACCCCAACAGAACAAGAGGCCGUACUUUGGCCUGAUCGCCGACGGCAUCCACCUGCACCCGGCGACGGUCAAGAUCGCGUGGCGCGCGCACCCGGCCGGUUUGGUGCUGGUUACGGAUGCGAUGCAUAUGGUGGGGUUGCCGGACGGGCGGUAUGAGUGGACGAAUGGCGAGGGCGAGCACUUUAUUGUCAAGCGCGGCAGCGUGCUGGAGCUGGAGGGGACGGGCGUUAUUGCGGGCAGUUCAAUAACCCUGAUCGAAUGCGUCUCCAACUUUCUCAAUUACACCGGUGCCACGAUCCCCCAGGCUUUGGGAGCUGUGACGGCGACACCGGCAGCCAUGCUUGGUGUCGAGGGCGUCAAGGGAUGUCUGGAUGCCGGGGCGGAUGCCGACCUGGUUGUGCUAUCCGAGAAGGAGGAUGACAAGAGGCGGGGGCUGGUGGUUGAUGAGGUGUGGAAGUUUGGGGUCACAGGGAUGCUUUGGUAA